AUGGACGGCGGCGCGCGCAGCGCCAGCGUGGCGCGCAAGGCGUACACGGACGCAGCCUUCACGCCCGGCCGCACCUGGCCUCGCCUCGUUGACGCCCUCUCACACGGAGAGCCGCACGACGCGCCCAGGACGUGCCCCGGCAGGCCGCACCUUUGCGCGCAUCGUGGAGGAGCUCUCGCAGUGCGGCUACGCGGUGGCGGGGAGGAGCGUUCCCCGCCGCAGCUCCGCAGCCUCCGUGCCGCAACGGCGGCCGUAUCUCCCCUCCAGGAGUGGCUGCCGCAGCAGCGGGAGCGCGUCUACCUGGUCGGGUUCCGACGCGACCUCGGCAUCGAGAUGCGGUGGGACGGCGUGCGCGGCGGCAAGCCGUCCUCCGCGCUGCGCGACGUGCUCGAGACCCCUCGCAGCGAGGCGGCGGCGGCGUGCGAGCUGAGCGAGGCACAGUGGCAGCAGCUGCGCGGCCAACUCGCCUCAUUCAAGCGGUGGCCGGGCGCGCCGCCCUGCUCUCUGUCCGACAGGGCCGUCGACUUGUGCGCAAAGGCGCCGACGCUGACGUCGUCGUACCGGCACGUCUCGAACUACACGAGCCGGUACGUCUGCGAGGAGCUCGACGGCUCGCUCCGCGACGGCGGGCAGCGCAGGCCGCGCUUCCUUGCGCGAGGUUGA
Emiliania huxleyi CCMP1516 is the source of this 663-nucleotide messenger RNA. RefSeq lists its product as hypothetical. The transcript has 5 exons. Bases 1 to 663 code for a protein of 220 amino acids. NCBI's taxonomy places the organism in Eukaryota, Haptophyta, Isochrysidales, Noelaerhabdaceae. The record is from RefSeq and is a predicted model, not a curated record.